AUGCUCCUUCGAAACCUAACCCAAUUAAGAGAACUACACCUUGAUUGGUUGAAUAUCUCUUCACAUUUACCUCAUGCUUUGCUAAAUCUAUCUUCUUUGACAUCUCUUAGUCUUGAUUAUUGUCAUCUGCGUGGGAAAUUCUCAGAAAACAUUUUUCACUUUCCAAACCUACGAAAGCUCGAUUUAGGGGGAAAUUGGGAACUCACAGGUAAACUUCCAUACUUCAAUGUGACUAGUUCCCUUCAGUUUCUUGAUCUCUCCUCCAUAAGUUUUUCUGGCCAAUUGCCUAAAUCAAUCGGCAAUCUUAAAGCCUUAAAUAUUUUGUGCCUCUUCAACUGCAACCUUUCGGGGUCCAUUCCAGCUUCUCUUUGGAAUCUUACACAAAUCACCAAUCUAGACUUCAAGAUUAACAGUUUCGACUGUCAAAUCCCCUCAUCAAUUUCAAACCUUGCAAAGCUUAAUGGCUUGUAUCUUUCCAAAAACAAUUGGAACGGACAAAUACCGGAUUCCCUUGGCAACAUGAGCCAACUUACUCACUUGGCUCUUUCCAGCAACAAUUUGAACGGUCAAAUACCGGAUUCCCUUGGCAACAUGAGCCAACUAACUUAUCUCUCUUUGAGUUAUAACUCACUCAAUGGGACAAUACCAUCUUCGUUGUUUGCUCCGCCUUCACUGGUUGGUAUAGGAUUGAGUAACAAUAAGCUACAAGGACCAAUUCCAGGAUUAGUUUAUGAACUCCAGAACCUAACAUACUUGCUGCUUUCAUCAAAUAACUUAAGUGGUGUAGUGGAUCUAGAUAAGCUUCUAAAGCUUAAAAAUCUGAUCUAUCUUGAUCUCUCAUAUAAUGGUCUCUCAUUGAGCAUCAACAACAUUGUCAACUCUACCUUGCCCAACUUGGAGUAUAUAAGUUUAGCUUCUUGCAACUUAAGCGAAUUCCCAAACUUCUUGAGAGAGCAAGCCAGAUUCCGUUCUCUAGACCUUUAA
Camellia sinensis is the source of this 984-nucleotide messenger RNA. The record is from RefSeq and is a predicted model, not a curated record. Lineage: Eukaryota; Viridiplantae; Streptophyta; Magnoliopsida; Ericales; Theaceae.